AUGGAUCCUGAAGAUUCGACAAGACGACUUGAAUCUUUGAAGAAAGUCAGCAAAGACUCAAUCGAAUUCGUGCAAGAACUAUUGGAGGAAAACAAAAAACUCGGCAAAAAUCUUGCAGACAUGCGGGUGAUUCACAAUAGCAUGGUUGCGACCUGUCGAGAGUAUGAACAGCUACAGUUAAAGUUUAAAGAAGCAGAACGCCUUUUGAGUAACAACCAAUACAUUGUCGUCCUAGUUGACGGUGAUGGAAUGAUCUUUGCAGAAGAGUUGCUAGUUAGAGGGAAAUCCGGCGGGGCGGAGGCUGGGAGGCUGCUUAUCCAAGCUUUAACUGAACUUCUUGUGGCAGAAGGCACGCCGGAGGUACAUGUCAUGGUUUUCGUCAAUAUGUAUAAGCUUGCAAACGUUCUCCAACUUUCUGGUCGAGUUAAAGAGCCCAAGGUUUUUAAAGAUUUCGCUAAAGGAUUUAUCCAAGCCAAAGAACACCUCUAUUUCAUAGACGUCGGGGAUGGAAAAGAGAUGGUAGACAGUCGUAUUAGAGCGGAAUUAAACUUUCAUUUACAGAAUUACAACUGCCAAAAGGUUGUGCUUGGAGCCUCGCAUGAUAAUGGAUACGUCCGAAUCCUAAACAGCAUACAAUCUUCCGCCACACCCGACGAGAGUAAGGUUUGCCUAUUGGAGGGUCCCCCGUUCGCCAGCGAAUUUCAAUCUUUAGAGUUCGAGACACUCAAGUUUUCUCACAUCUUCGAUUCCCGGAAAUUGGAGACUCCCCGUCUGCCCCCAGGGCUGCCGGUCCCAUCCAGGCCUGUAGAUGUACCGAACCCGUACCCACAAAAUCCGGUAUCGUACGCCGGUGCAGUUGUGGCACCGCCGCCCCCAGCAACUGCAUCGAGACCAGCGAACACGGCCCAGGUGGGGCUCGGGAGCAGGAUUAACAUUAUAACUCCGCAGCAAAAGGCAGCAAUGACCAAAAUUAAAAGUUUGCAGCCGCCACCUUGCAACGACCAUUACAUCCUCGGACAGUGCUGGAAAGAGCCAUGCCAUUUUUCACACAAGUAUAAUCUAGCGCAGGUGGAUAUUCAGGCGAUGCAGAGUAGGGUCGGCGCUACCCGGUGUGAAUUCGGCGAGGCAUGCCGGAACGAAAACUGUUAUAGGGGCCACUAUUGCAGCGCAAUUAGGGACGGCAAAUGUGUCAGGCCGAAUUGUCCAUUUUUGGAGAGCGAGCAUCCAGACGGCGCUUAUACGGGACCACCACCGACGAGGUUGUGGCGCUAGUGCUGGUGCGCACUGGAGCGGUUUGGCGGUGGUGUCGGUUGACGGCGGUGGUGGUGUGGUGUGAUGGUGUUUUGAGGUGAUGGCGGCGAGAGAAGGUGUGGGGUGAUGUAGGCAUUUGUCGAGCUUGGGCGCCCCUCCGCCGGCUAGCCGACGUGAGGAAAUUCAUUUCUAUUUCUUUAAAGCCUGUUCUCGUUUUAAAGUUUUAGUUUCUAAAAUCUGAGGAUUUGAUUGGUGA
Messenger RNA from Tuber melanosporum (Perigord truffle), 1507 nucleotides. RefSeq lists its product as uncharacterized. The transcript is spliced from 5 exons. Lineage: Eukaryota; Fungi; Ascomycota; Pezizomycetes; Pezizales; Tuberaceae. The coding region runs from base 1 to 1272 and encodes 423 amino acids. The record is from RefSeq and is a predicted model, not a curated record.